This is a messenger RNA of Talaromyces stipitatus ATCC 10500, 1404 nucleotides long. RefSeq lists its product as uncharacterized. Bases 1 to 1404 code for a protein of 467 amino acids. The record is from RefSeq and is a predicted model, not a curated record. The transcript has 2 exons. Gene Ontology annotation, molecular function: N-acetyltransferase activity. NCBI's taxonomy places the organism in Eukaryota, Fungi, Ascomycota, Eurotiomycetes, Eurotiales, Trichocomaceae.
AUGUCUAAGUCGAUCGCAGGAUCUUUAGAAAAAGUUAGAUCACUAGCCGUGAGCGCUGUAUAUACGAACAGUUCUCCUAUUGCUAUAUUGCAUGAUUUGAUAUUCUCGGCAUUGGAAAAUGUCAUCCAAGAACAUGCUAUCUUGGGAGUCAUUCCAGUAGGCGAAGACAUGCCCAACCCGCAUUUUGCGAGGUUACCGCAAUUUGAUCUACAGAAUGUUGUCACAUUUGUAGAGAGAGAAAAGUCAUGGGACCCAGAUACCGAAAUCGAUCCCGAACUUGACGAGAUAUUGGAGCGGGAACAUAACCAGAGUUUCAAACAACGAUACGGCGAAUUGCCCUUCUGGCGGCUAGUCAUCCUACACACACGUUCUCAGAGCGACGCCGGCAGUCUACCACAAUUCACAGCCUGCUUUGUGGUUCACCACGCCAUAGGAGAUGGUCUCUCUGGUAUCGCUUUUCACCGAUCCUUUUUGUCAGCACUAGGAAGAUCAGACCACGCUGGGGCCUCCCGAAAAUCCCCCGGAGACAAUAACCCUUACCUCGUGACUCCAGCAAGGAAAGACUUAAUCCCUUGUCUGGAGGCUUUGCACCCAUUGCCUAUCUCCAUUCUCUAUAUACUUGGUACUAUCUGGAGAGAACUUGUGCCACGAUGGAGCGGUACCGUGUGGACAGCCAAGGAUAUUACUGAUGAUCCGGACAUGAAGAGGUCUCGAUUCAAGUCAUAUUCGAUUUCUGCCUCUAAGACAUCCAAAAUCAUAGAAAUCUCUCGUGGCAAAAACACUACCGUUACCGGUGUUAUUGAGGCUAUUCUGGUCUACACGGUUUUCAACCUACUACCCAAGAACUACACGAUACUGAAAGUUGCUGGCCCAAUCUCUCUGAGGCCCAUACUUCCGAGUAACCUGGUGGAUAAUAAUUCCAUUGGUACUUGGUCAAAUAGCUAUGUACAGGAGCAUAAUCGACCAAUCUCCGACUCCGCCGCGAAAAGGUACUCAUAUAUCUGGGAUGAGGCAGUUAAAGUUCGCACAACCAUUAAGGGAGAACUCGCAAAGGAGGGGAGGAACGUGCGAACAGGUCUACUCAAAUUCGUAGGAGAUUCUCACAAGUUUUUUCAAAAAAAUAUUGGCAGACCGCGGGGAGAAAGUAUUGAACUUUCAAAUCUAGGUGUCUUCUCAGUUCCGGAUGGAGUGGAAUCGUCGGGCUGGAAAGUGUGCAAAGUUUUGUUCAGCCAAGCGGGAAAUGUGGUAGGAUCACCAUUGGAAGUGACGCUGGCAACUGGUCCGAAUGGUCGUUUGAAUGUUGGAUUUUCUUGGCUGGAAGGAAUAGUCAAGGGCACAUGGGUCGAGAUGGUAAUGAACGAAUUUAAGGGGGCCAUAGAAGAGUUAGUUAUUAUCAGGUCUUGA